Ornithodoros turicata is the source of this 2580-nucleotide messenger RNA. RefSeq lists its product as uncharacterized. The record is from RefSeq and is a predicted model, not a curated record. Gene Ontology annotation, molecular function: nucleic acid binding; RNA-DNA hybrid ribonuclease activity. NCBI's taxonomy places the organism in Eukaryota, Metazoa, Arthropoda, Arachnida, Ixodida, Argasidae. The transcript has 2 exons. The coding region runs from base 1 to 2580 and encodes 859 amino acids.
AUGACUCUGGAGCCGGCGAAGCGUCCGCUUCCCUUGACGGUUGGCGAGGCGAAGCGCAGUGCGCAAGGUCUUGCGGUGCGCUUCACGAACGCUUCGCCUCUACCUGAUGCUCCUAGUGGCAGUUUUGAUGACGCUCAGUUUGCACCAGUCAGCUUCGAUGAGCUUGACUCGCACGUUCGCAAUUUGCCUGCAUCCUCGGCGCCGGGUCCGGACCGGGUUUCUGUCCGCAUGUUGAAAUUGCUGUGGAACACGUAUCCAUCCCUGCUGAUCUCUCUGGUGGAGACAUCGCUCCGUCAGUGCUGGAUCCCACCCAUAUGGAAACUAUCACAGAUUACGCUUAUUCGUAAGGAUCCCAAGAAAGACUGCACCUUGGACAACCUGCGACCUAUUGCACUAACAUCUCUCUUCGCCAAAAUGGCUGAGCGCGUCGUUUUUGAUCGCCUCAUGCGGUUUGUGACGGCGCACGAUGUGCUUUCGCCGGUUCAGAUCGGCUUUCGCCCGCGAAGCUCUAUCUGGAUAGCCCACGUGGCCAUCAACAACCACCUCUCGAAGGCGAGGCUCCUCUCUGAGUAUACUGCUUUAGUCACACUGGACGUCGCGAAGGCGUUCGACUCCGUCGAGCUGUCCCUGCUUUUUUCCUCGCUGGACUCCCUUGCUCUUCCUCCUUACAUCGGCCGCUGGAUUAAGUGCUUUCUGUCAAACCGCAUGUUCGUUUGCUCGGAUGGCUCGUACUCCUCGUCUCAGCAUCGGCAGUGCAGGGGCGUUCCGCAGGGAUGUAUCCUCUCACCUCUCUUGUUUAAUCUCUUCUUACGCUCCGUGCCGCUUCACCCUGACAUUGUGACUCUCGUGUACGCAGAUGAUAUUGCCUUUCUGGCGUCGGCGUCGUCUCCGCGCGCGCUGCAAGCCUUGCUCCAGCACUACCUUGAUACGCUAAAUUAUUGGCUUCUAUCCCUCGGCCUCUCGAUAAACGCUGGAAAGUCGGCAGUCCUUUCUUUCCUUUGGCGAACUCCGGCUUCCGUCUCGUACGAAUUGCUGCUCGGCAACUCUGCUCUUCCCCAGGUUCCCAAACUAAAGUAUUUAGGGAUCUGGUAUGAUGCGUCUUACAGCCUUUCGGCUCAUGUUACCUACAUCGCGAGCCGGGCUACCCGGGCCCUAAACUUCUUGGCCUCUUUCAGCAACACGCGAUCAGGCCUCCGCCGUCCGGUGCUCUUGCAUAUUUACAAGAUGUACGUUCGCCCUAUCCUGGAGUUUGGCUGUCCCAUUUUUUCCAAUCGUCCGCAAACGCAGCUUCGACCUCUUCUGCUGCUCGAACGCAGGGCGCUGCGCUUCUGUCUGGGCGUACCAAUCACUACACCCAUAUCGCACCUUUAUGCUGAGAGUGGCGUUAUUCCUUUGUCCUCCCGAUUCAACACCCUAACCCUCCGCUGUAUUUUACUUCUUUUCUCUAGUCAGCACUUCCUUCGCGUUGCCUUCCGCGUCACCAGUAUCGCGUCCUUCCGCGCCCUCCGGUGGACCCCCAGGAUCUACCCGCAGCUGGCGUUCGCCGAACGCUUGUUCCUCCAGCUCUAUGCGAUGCCGGUCAGCUUAUCCAGGUUGGUUCCAUCGCCCGCUGCUCCCGCUCCGGAUAUCAGUAUCCGCGUCGUGCCCCUAUUCAACCCUGGUCGCGCCAACCUUCCUCCCCCUGCAGUCCUCUCCGCGCUCCUCGACAGUCACGUUAGUUCACUCUCCUCUCACCUUGCGAUCUUCACCGAUGGCUCUGUCGUAAACGAGAAAGCGGGCAUUGGCUUCUUCAUACCAUCCAUGGGCGUGCGCAGGAGCAUCCGCCUCCCUGACUACAUCCCGAUCUACUUUGCAGAGCUAUUGGCUCUUCUGAUGGCGCUCCAAGCCGUGCCGUCCUCGCACAGUCUAGUCUGCUUCUUCACCGACUCCUUGUCCCUAGUCUCCAAAUUGGACAGUGGCAGGAGCUCGCAUGAACGUGACCUGCUUCUCGCAUUCUCUCCCUCCUUCAUCCAUGAAAUUGUUCUGACAUGGGUUCCCGGCCACUGUGGGCUUCCCGCUAACGAAGUCGCGGAUUCUCUUGCGCGUGCCGCCGUCGCAUCUACUCACCUCGCUGUUCUACCCCUCAUUCCUACGGUUCUAUACGCAAUGUACAAAAGGUUCGACAGCCUCCGCAGAGCUGCUGCCCUCCAACAGCAGCUCCGCGCGCGGCCUGAACUAGCGCACCUGGAAUUUGGCUGGAACCCUCUCCUUUGUGGUUCGCGGCGAAUGGAGGUUCUGCUCACGCGUUUUCGCUGUCGCGUCAUCCAGCUAAACUACUACCUCCAUAGAAUUCGCCGCUCUGUCUCUCCUCUUUGCCCCUACUGCCAGCAAGACGAAACUAUUGAACACUUUUUUCUCCAUUGUUCGGGCUACUCAUCCCAACGCGCCAUGUUCCUAGCCGUCCCGCUCCGUGCCCACGAUGUUCCACUGUCGGCAUCUUCCAUUCUGUCUUUUGGUAGAUUGUCAGGUCGUCAUUCCAUUCCCCCGCUCAUCUUUUAUUCAGUCAUUUCAUUCAUCUCAUCCUCUCAUCGCUUCACGUAA